CCGGCGCAGCGGAUUCGGCAUAAGUUUGAAUUGGGGCCGUUCCAGAGAAGAAGGGUCGGCGGUUAGCGACAAAGAAUAUAUAGCUCGGCUAUAGGAUCGUUGGUUGGUUGGUUGGCGGCGCCAGAGUUGAAAAUUUGACCCAAGAUGGAGAAAAUUGAAGGACUUAAAAUAGGGAAAAAAUUGAACGAAGGCAAGACCAAGGAAGUGUAUGAACUGCUGGAUAGCCCAGGACAAGUGUUAAUCAAGUCAAAGGACCAAAUUACAGCUGGAAAUGCAGCCAGGAAAGAUCAGAUGGUUGGCAAGGCUGCUAUAUCCACUAAAACCACGGUCUCUGUCUUCAAGUUACUGCAGGAUGCUGGGAUAAAAACGGCAUUUGAGAAGCAGUGCGGAGAAACUGCAUUUGUAGCAGCAAAUUGUCACAUGAUUCCAAUUGAGUGGGUUUGUCGAAGAGUUGCCACCGGCUCUUUCCUGAAAAGAAAUCCUGGUGUAAAAGAAGGCUUCAAGUUUUUGCCUCCAAAGAUGGAAAUGUUCCUUAAGGAUGAUGCUAACAAUGACCCACAGUGGUCUGAAGAACAAGUGAUUGAAGCUCGGUUUAAUUGCGGGGGGCUUCAAAUUGAGAGAUGUGAAGUGGACAUCAUGAAUCGUUCCACUUUGGCUGUAUUUGAGAUAUUGGAGAAGGCCUGGGCAACUCAAGACUGCACACUUGUGGAUAUGAAAGUGGAGUUUGGGGUUUGUGCUGGUACCAAGGAAAUUUUGCUUGCUGACGUCAUUGACAAUGAUUCCUGGAGAUUAUGGCCUUCAGGGGAUCGAAGCCUGCAAAAGGAUAAACAGGUUUAUCGUGAUCUCAAGGAAGUGACUCCUGAAGCUCUGCAGAUAGUCAAGAGAAACUUUGAAUGGGUAGCGGACAAGGUACAGAACCUGCUGGUGACAAAGACCUCCGUAAGAGUGGUGGUGAUCAUGGGAUCGCGCAGUGAUCUUGGGCAUAGCCAAAAAAUAAAACAAGCAUGUGCAAAUUAUGGCAUACCUUGUGAACUACGCAUUUCAUCAGCUCACAAAGCUACUGAUGAGACACUGAAGAUUAAAGCAGAAUAUGAAGGUGAUGGUGUUCAUACUGUAUUUGUGGCAGUUGCUGGUAGAAGUAAUGGUUUGGGGCCAGUGUUGUCUGGAAACUCCACCUGUCCUGUAAUAAACUGCCCUCCCAUAUCUGCUGAUUGGGGUGCUGAAGAUAUUUGGUCAUCGUUGCGAAUGCCCAGUGGCCUUGGCUGUUCCACUGUUCUAUUUCCCGAGGCAGCUGCCCUUUUUGCUGCUCAGAUCUUUGGUCAGUUUGAUCAUUUGGUGUGGGCCAAGCUACGGGCAAACAUAUUGAGCACUUGGAUCUCAUUGAAGCAAGCUGACAAACAGUUAAGAAACCAGUGAUCGAAAGGUUGUACCUUCAGAGAAGUUCAGCCACAUUUGGAGGAUCAAGGAUGCUAAUUUUGAAUUUUCAAAUGUUUAUCUUUGUGUAAUUCUGAUCAGGCAUAACAUUAUUGAAAACAUUAUUUACCCAAAUGCAGCUAUUGCUGCGAGUAGAAUGGAUGAGGUUUUCAUUAAUUAUUUUUGGGAAAUUAUUUUCAAAACUUGAUAAUCAUCUUUUAUAAUUAAGAUGCAAUAUUAGGAGUUUAUUCCACUUGCUAAUCUUGUAGAUGAUACCAAUAAUGUUCAGUGAUUAUAGCCCUAAGGAAGUCUGUCAAUUUAUGAAUAAAGUUAGUUGAUUCCUUCAA
Molecule: messenger RNA, 1760 nt
Organism: Leucoraja erinaceus (little skate)
Lineage: Eukaryota; Metazoa; Chordata; Chondrichthyes; Rajiformes; Rajidae
Gene: paics
Product: phosphoribosylaminoimidazole carboxylase, phosphoribosylaminoimidazole succinocarboxamide synthetase
Exons: 10
Coding region: 145-1416 (423 amino acids)
Biological process (GO): 'de novo' IMP biosynthetic process
Molecular function (GO): phosphoribosylaminoimidazolesuccinocarboxamide synthase activity
Source: RefSeq, a predicted model, not a curated record